Sus scrofa (pig) is the source of this 4965-nucleotide messenger RNA. NCBI's taxonomy places the organism in Eukaryota, Metazoa, Chordata, Mammalia, Artiodactyla, Suidae. The record is from RefSeq and is a predicted model, not a curated record.
AAUGUCAGGUCCUUAACCCGAUGAGACUGUCUCUCUCCUUCAGGGGUUUCUUUUAGAAGUGAGAGUAAUGUUCAAAAAUUGUGGUGCUGAUUGCGCAUACCUGUGAAUACACUGAAAACCACUGAAUUGUAAUCAUUUAAGGGAUGCAGUGUAUGGUAUGUGUAUUUUACCUCAGUAAAACUAUUAAGAUAAAUAAAUGCACUGGAAGUUUUGAACCAAUGUGUUAAGAAUAUUAAAAGUUUGCAGGUAUCCGACAUUUCCAUAACUUUUGGCUGGUUUUUGUUAUACUGGUGAAAAUAGUAACUGGAUUGACCUAAAUAUAUCAUAGCCAUUUACAUUUCAAACUCUCUAGGCACACACUACAAAAUUAAAAUAAAUUUCCUUGUAGGAUAAAAUGUAUACUGAGUAUUACUGAACACAUCUUACAACUUACGGCUGGUAGAAGAGUCCCUGUUCCCAAGCGAGGGCUGCACGGCUCAAAUUUCUCAGCAGAGUCAAGUGCUUGGGAGGCCAGGAGAUUAACUUAAAUACCUCGUGUAUGGAAGGGGAAAAGCAGAUGUGUGGACAUCUCAACCCUGUCAACAAAGACUGAAAUGGAGCUAGACUCUUCAUUACACGUGGUGAGGUUAUUUUUCAGUGUGUUUGUAAACAAGGGUCACAGUACCACGAGUGGCUUCGGAGCCUAUGCCAACUAUCGUCCCAGUUGGCCAGACCCAGGCGACCCUCUAGCUUUGGACAAGUAUGUUGGUUCUUCUAGAAUUUGACUCUGGAAUUCCCUGCGCACACCACUGUACCCGCGUUCUGAAAAAUCUGAGGAAGACGGCCACAUCUUCUAGGGCCAGGAACAAGUGUGGUUUUAAAAGCAAACGUCGCUCUCUAAGAUACACAAUCACGUUUAAGGAAAGAAGCUGGUGGGAUCAAUCACGUGACCUCCAGACCUACUUCACUCAGGAAAAGGGGGCGGGUGCUUGCGAAUUGUCCAAUCACGGACGCAGCAGGGGUAGGUGGGUUGGGCGAUGCUCCACAAACCACGUGGACCCUCCUGGCCAGAUUUGGCGUCAAGUCGCAACGGACCUUAAGCGGCCCAGGUUUGUCAGCUGCAGCGUUAUUCCUGCCGUGAGCUGUUUGGGUCGUAGAAGUUUAAGGUGUGACGCCGGAGCAUCCCAGAAGCGGGGAAAUGCCUCUCACCUGCAGCUGGUCUUCACCUCUGAAGGGAUGUGACACACCUUUACCUGCACACGGUCUCUGCAGACAGGACUAAGCUUCGUCCACCUUGCUCCAGGAGCACAGGAACCAGUGGCCUUUGAGGAUGUGGCUGUGAACUUCACCCCAGAGGAGUGGGCUCUACUGGGUCCUUCACAGAAGAAACUCUACCGAGAUGUGAUGCGGGAGACUUUGAGGAACCUAGCCUCAGUGGGGAAAAAAUGGGAGGAUCAUAACACAGAAGAUCAGUAUAAAGUCCAGGGAAGAAAUCUGAGGAGUCAGACAUUAGAGAGUCUCUGUAAAAGUGAAGAAGGUAGUCAAUGUGGAGAAGACUUCAGCCUUACUAUAAAUCUUAAUCUGAACAAGGAUUCUACUGCAGUAAAACCAUGGGAGUGCAGUAUGUGUGAAAAAGUCUUCAUGAGUCGUUCAUCCCUUAAUAGGCAUGUGAGAUCUCACAUUGUGCCCAAACCAUCCAAGUAUCAGGAAUAUGGAAAGAAGCCUUAUAAAUGUAAGGUAUGUGGAAAAGCCUUCAGUUAUCUCCAACCUUUUCAAAAACAUGAAAGUAAUCAUGGUAUAGAGAAAUCCUAUAAAUGUAAGGAAUGUGGGAAAUCCUUUAGAUAUCGCCAGUCUGUUCGAAAACACGAACGGACUCACACUGGAGAGAAACCCUAUCAGUGUAAACAAUGUGGAAAAGCCUUUCGAUACCAUCAAACCUUUCAAACACAUGAAAGAACUCACACAGGCGAGAAACCCUAUGAAUGUAAGCAGUGUGGUAAAGCCCUCAGUUGUCCUAGUUCCUUUCGAAGUCAUGCAAGGACUCACACUGGAGAAAAACCCUAUGAAUGUAAAAAGUGUAGUAAAGCCUUUAGUUGUCCCAGUUCUCUUCGAAAACACGAAAGAACCCAUACUGGAGAGAAACCCUACGACUGUAAGGAAUGUGGGAAAGCAUUUAUUUCUCUUGGAAGCUUUCAAAGACAUAUGAUAACACAUACUGGAGUUGGACCUUACAAAUGUAAGGAUUGUGGGAAAGCAUUCAAUUGUCCCAGUUCAUAUAGAAUACAUGAAAGAUCUCACACUGGAGAAAAACCCUAUGAAUGUAAACAAUGUGGUAGAGCUUUCAGUUGUUCCAGUUCCUUUCGAACACAUGAAAGAACUCACACUGGAGAGAAGCCUUAUCAAUGUAAGGAAUGUGGAAAAGCCUUUCAUUGGCUCACCACUUUUCAAGUCCACGUGCGAACUCACACUGGAGAGAAACCCUAUAUAUGUAAGCUGUGUGGUAAAGCCCUCAGCUGUCCCACUUCCUUUCGAAGACAUGAAAGGACUCACACUGCAGAGAAACCCUAUGAAUGUAAGCAAUGUGGGAAAACCUUCAGUUCUCCUCUAGGUUUGCAAAUACAUGGAAGAACUCACACUGGAGAGAAGCCCUAUAAAUGUGAGGAAUGUGGCAAAGCAUUCGUUUCUCUCACAAGCUUUCGAAGACACAUGAUGACACACACUGGAGAUGGACCUUAUAAAUGUAAGGAAUGUGGGAAAGCAUUUAACUGUCCGAGUUCAUUUCGAAUACACGAAAGAACUCACACAGGAGAGAAACCCUAUGAAUGUAAAAUAUGUGGUAAAGCCUUCAGUUGUUCCAGUUAUGUUCAAGUACAUGAAAGAACUCAUACUGGAGAGAAACCGUAUGAAUGUAAGGAAUGUGGGAAGGCCUUCAUUUAUCGCACAACCUUUAGAGGCCACAUGAGAGUGCACACUGGUGAGAAACCGUAUAAAUGUAAAGACUGUGGAAAAGCCUUUAGUCGACCCAGUUCAUUCAGAAGCCAUGAAAGAAUUCACACUGGAGAGAAACUUCUUGAAUGUAAGCACUGUGGGAAAGCCUUCAAUUGGCCCACAUCCUUACAUAAACAUGUCAUGAGAAUGCACACUGGAUAGAUAAAUUGUAACUGAUAAAUACAGGAGAGUUUUCAAACUUACAUGAAAACUACUGGAGAGAAAUGCUAUAAAUGUAAAUAGUAUGGGAAAGCCUGAUCAGAUUAAUUCAUAUACAUGAAGGAAAUGUUUAAAAAGGUUAAUACAUUAUCUUUAUCAGUGGCUCAUCUCUAAUUAUAGAUUCUACUUGUUAAUUUUUGCAAAUGAACUUUGAGUUAAAAUAAUUCUGUAAGUACUCUUUAAGCAGUAGUACAUAAGCUUAGUAGGUAGUAUUUUUCUUUAAAUCAGCUUAUCAAAUUUUUGUCUUUACAUUUUGAAAUCAUUGGAUCUGUGGGUGAACUGGAAUAUAAUUGUAAUGCACCGAUAUUAUAGAAUAUGCCAAAAUAUAUAAUUUUUUAGUUGUUUUGUAAAUAAAGGGGUCAUGUGACAAUGACACUUUUGUACUUGUUGGGUUUUCCUGUUGACUUCAGGUGGUGGGUACUAGAUAUUUCUUACCCAUUGUAAAUAUACUUUUUUUUUUAAAAAAGGGCUGCACCUGUGGCAUGUGGAAGUUCCCCAGCUAGGGGUUCAGUCAGAGCUGCAGCUGCCAACCUAUACCAUGGCCAUAGCAACACCAGAUCUGAACUGCAUCUGUUGCCUAUGCUGCAGCUCACAGCAACUCAGGAUCUUUAACCCACUGAGCGAAGCCAGGGAUCAAACCUCUAUCCUCAUGGGUACCAGUCGGGUUCUUAACCCACUAAGCCACAAUGGGAAUUCCUAAAUAUUCCUCUUUCAUUAGAAAAACUUUCUUUUUCUUUUGUCAAAAGAGCCUUCUUCUAUUUUCCUUGCUAAUAAAUAGUUGGCAUAAAUUUUAAGUAUGCAAAGUUUAUCAUAGAAUAUAAUCACAUUUGACUUAGUAUUUACAUCUUUUCUUUUUACUCUUGUCAUUCCAUCUGAUUUGCACAAUAGACUUCACAUUAUCAAAAGAGACCCCUGUUAACAUCAAGCUUAAAGGAAACAACUUCACACUGUUUACAAGUUCAGUUAUCUUAGAUUUAAACUCAUAGCUACAGCAUCUUUGUACUGAAGCAACAUUUUUCAUCCCAACAGUGCAUUAAAAAAUCCUACAUUAUUCUGAUGUCAUCAUUUAAGGUAUCUUUUACCCAAAAUGCAAAAGUAGGUUACUUAUAUAUGAUGUAACUCAAAUCAACUAGUGGUAUUAACCAUCCCUCUAUUUAUAUUGUGCCUAUGCUGGAAAUACAACAGUGAACAUAACUGAUGUGGUUACUGCUCUUUCAGUGCUUCAAGUCUAUGGAAUUAAAUAUAAAUAUCACACUUCUAGCUACUUUUUAAAGUGUUAUUAACAUUCAAACUGCUUCAUUUUGUAGUAACAUUGUAUGUAAUAGACCAAUAAGUCUUUAUAUUUGCAAGAAGAAAAGGAAAGAGACCUAUGACAGGACAGUAAAAUGUAGAAUUGGAGAUGUUUUUCUGGGAUGUAUUAAUGUCAACAUGGGUAAUGUGACCUAUAUCUUCUAGAACCUGGGUUUUUUUUCAUGGUUCCAUAUUAGACUGCUCCACUAGCCUUACUUGUAUGAGAUUUGACAGGCAAAGUGAAGAAGGCCUUAGUAACCACAUAGAGUUUCACAUAUACCUGGUUCCAGCCCAUUUUCCUGAUUCCUUGCCCUGCCAUCUAAAGUAUCCUCAUUACCACCAACUACAUGACUUCCAUUUUCUCAGGCCCAUACACGUCCACAGAUUGCUCCAUAAGUUGCACAGCAAAGAUCUGUCACAGUUUGGAUUUUCUGGCAAGUCCUGUGGUUGAGAAUGUUUUCUGAGGCACUGACUUCCCCCUUCUCUAUA